This is a messenger RNA of Coregonus clupeaformis (lake whitefish), 2312 nucleotides long. It is a transcript of the gene bspry, whose product is annotated as B-box and SPRY domain containing. Gene Ontology annotation, molecular function: protein binding; zinc ion binding. The coding region runs from base 167 to 1477 and encodes 436 amino acids. Lineage: Eukaryota; Metazoa; Chordata; Actinopteri; Salmoniformes; Salmonidae. The transcript has 6 exons. The record is from RefSeq and is a predicted model, not a curated record.
GCUACUGAAGCCACCUGUCGCGUUCAAUUAGCCUAGUAGGCUUUUUCAGUAGGCUAUUUGACGUGCCAUGAGCGCGGAGCCAGAAUCACGUGAUUGAACACCUGUGUCCUUACGAGACGACCCAGACGCUGGAGUGGAAGUUAGAGAAAGUUCGGGAGACAUUAAUAUGGAUUUACAACAGCCGAUUUUCUUCUCGUUGGAUGUACUCCAGCAUGAAACUCAAUCAGCUAAAGUCGUCUCCGGGUUGUCUGGAAAGGCUGCCGCUACAUCAGCGGUGACCACCUCCGACUCAGAAUCGGGUAUAUUCUCAGGUGAAUCGGAACUUUGCAUGGAACAUGAAUCAGACCUGGACUGGUUCUGCAUCUCCGAGCAGAAACUCAUAUGCUCGCACUGCGCCAUAGUGGGAUCCUGCCAGGGCCACACGGUGACACCCCUGGCCAGCAGAGUGACAGCGGUCAGGAACCAACUGGUUGACAUAUGUGAGAAAAUGCAGCUGCAGGCCAAGCGCAUCGAGCUAUUUAUCAACCAGACCCUGACUGCCAAAGAGCGGGCACUGCAGGUGGAGGCGAGCGGGGCUCGGGAGCAAGUGGUGGCCCAGGUCAGUGUGGUGAGGGAGGCUGUGGAGGAGGAGGAACAGCGGCUGCUGGAAGCGGUGCAGAGGGAGGAGGAGAGGGUGGAGCAGUGCCUCCUCACCCAGAGAGCCCACUGGGGCCAGGCCCUGGCUAUGCUCACACAGACACGCACACGCCUGGUGCACACCCUCACAAACACACCGGACAUACAGCUGGCAACCUCUGGCCAGGAAAUAGCUGAGAGGAUUGAGGAGGCAGAGGGGGUGGGUGAGCCUUGUGACACUGACCAUCUCAACCUGAACACCAGCUGCAGUGACAGCAAACUCAUGAGGGGCCUGUGGGCCAGCGCCAUACUGUUGGGGCCAACUGCUUACGGUUCAGCAAAUCUGACAUUUGACGAGCGCACCGUCAGCUCCGUACUGUCCCUCUCAGAAGACCUUUGCACUCUGACCUUCCUGCCUAAGCGGUCACGCCAGUCCCCGCCCUACGACCCGGCACGCUUCGACAGCUGGCCCAAUGCGCUGGGCACCCUGGCCAUCUCCUCCGGCACCCACAGCUGGGUGAUUGACGUGGGUGAGAGCGGGGCCUUCAAGGUGGGGGUAUGCUACUCCAGCAUGGGGCGCAAGGGCUCGGGCAACGACUCCCGCCUCGGCUACAACGUCCAGUCCUGGGUGCUCUCCAAAUACGAUGGGGACUUCUCCUUCUGCCAUGCGGGGAAGAACACGCCCCUGCACGUGGUCCACAAGCCCAAGAGUCUGGGGCUACUCCUGGACUGGCCCAGUCAGACCCUGGUAUUUUAUGACCCAGACUCCAGGGCCGUGUUGCACUCGGUCAGACACGCUUUUAGUGGCCCGCUGAUGCCAGCAUUUGCUGUGGCUGACCGCAGUGUCACAAUACUGCACUGACCUCUGAAGUACUGUAACUGUCUGUAGUGUCAAUUAUAUAGAAUUACGGGUAACACUUUCAUAAGGCAUAUCAUAUGAGUUGAUAAUAUAACAGUGAAAGGGCUCAUUAAUGCUUAUAACAAGUAGUACUGCAUUAUACCUGCUGAUAAAAUUUUACUGAAUUACUUAUAAUAUUUGUACAUAAUACUAAUAGAAUACUAUCAAAGCUUCACAAUGUAUUUCAAUGUAAUCAAAUUGGCCAAAAUUAGGCCCUUAUGUCUGUUAUUGAAGAGGUAUGCAGACAGUUAUUUUACGAGAGAUAUGUUUCUAAUUUAUUAUUUGUUUAUUUUAAUCUGAAGAAAUGAUUCUGUAGAGAUUUCUGUAUGAGUCUGUCGAUCAAAUUAUACAGUAGUCCUAAUUUGUCAGUGAUGAAGUAUGUCCCAAACACUAUUCAUUUUGGAUUUAGGAGUAUGCUAUUUAUAUUUCUUAUACUGUUAUGAUCUGAUAAUCAACUUACUGUAAGUGAAGUGAAUGUUUGAGACCUUUUCUAUCUUUUAAAGAGACUCCUGUCUGCAGGACUGGUUGAUCCAGAAGUUCCUGUCAUAUGCAUACAAAUAUUGUUGGAUUGUCUGAUUAUAUGCAAUGAAUGUCUCUAUUGAAACUCACAUCCCACUUUCCAUCCAUCCCUCUGUGAAAAUAAAAUUAAUGAAAUACCAGACGCAAUACAGGCGACACAAUCUAAAAAUGAACAGGAGGGGGCAAUGUAGCGUUUGUCAUAGUGAUGCGCGGGUUGACUCAUACCCCACAGUUCCCGCGGUUAUAUCCGGGCGGGGUGAAUAAAGAGAACAUCCAUAAA